AAGCGAUUUCUAUAUAAAGUGGCAACCAGGUAGCAGUUCGGGUAAACGGCAGGUGUAGGUGUGGAUGUGAGAAUCUUCAAUCAAUCAGGGCGCAGACAUAUAAAACAAACACCCCCAGCUCUUCUGAAGGUGCGGAUUACAACUCCUGCUUUUGAGCGGAUCUUCAAGGAGUUAUGAUGGCUUCAACCUAUGGGAUUGGGAAUAUUCUGACGGAUGUGAUGCGCUCCAUGUAUCAAACAGAAGAGAAUCAGCUUCUCUCCACGGGAGUUAAGGAACAGUUUCCCAGCCCAAUGUUACCAACAGACCUGCUCGAUUCCACCUCUUGGUUUCAACUGGAUCCUCUGUUGUGGAGCAAGCAGCAUGUCUUGGAGUGGAUCAGUUACCAUGUUGAGAAGCACAAGUAUGAUGCCAAUAAUAUCGACCUGUCCUUCUGUGAUAUGGAUGGAAGCACUCUUCGGAUACUAUCCAAGAGCCAGUUGGUAGCUAUCUUUGGUCCACUGGGCGAAGAACUGUACAAAAGCCAUCAAGAUUUAAGCAAAAACAGUUUUGAUUUAAUGCUGCCUGAUGACUUCAAUGACAUCCUUUUGCCCAGCAUCCUGCCAGAAGACAGUAGCGACUACAAGUUUCUGGACCCUGCAAUUUCCUGGAAUGAAUUAGAGUCACCAGACCAUUGGAAAACCUUGCCUGGUUUCCCACCCAGUGACCCUGGCUAUGAAUCUGCACCCACCUCUCCAUACAGUGUUGAUGACUCCAAUCCAGGAUCCCAAGCUCCUAACUCUCCAGACUCCGGUGGAAGUGAAUCAGAUUUUGAUCCCUCCAUAACACAUACUCAAUACGCAACUCAAAAUGAAGGAUUUCCUAAAAUUUUAAACGGUGAUUCCAAUCCUCCGAAACGAGGCAGAGGAAGACCAAGAAAAUUUGGCAGAGAAGAAAAGAACUUUGUAGAAACCAAGAAAAACAAACACUCCCCACGUGGCACUCACCUCUGGGAGUUCAUUAGGGAUAUCCUCCUUCAUCCAGAGAUCAACAAUGGCCUUUUGAAAUGGGAAGACCGGUCAGAAGGAAUCUUUAAGUUUCUAAAGUCUGAGGCUGUCGCACAACUUUGGGGUGAAAAGAAAAAGAACAGCAGCAUGACCUAUGAAAAGCUCAGCAGAGCCAUGAGGUACUAUUACAAACGCGAAAUCCUGGAGCGAGUGGAUGGGAGGAGGCUGGUCUACAAAUUUGGAAAGAAUUCGAGUGGUUGGAGAAUUGGAGAUGCAUGAUCAGAUUUUCUUUCUUCUAAUAUUAAAAUACAUUUGCUAAAAGUACAGAUGUUUGCUGGCAAACAAAUUCCAUCAGUUGGAGUGAGAUGAUCAAGCCUGCAAUGGACUUCUAACUUGCUCCAUUUUGGAGAUGUGCUCCAUGGGCAUUAAGUAAUGAAUUUUUGAGGAGGUGGAAGCAUUUUUUUCAUUUUUAAUUCUAUACAUUUUAUCAGACUCCAGCCUUUCAAGGCCAGAAGUGUGUGUCAUAAAGGUGGCACUUGAAAUAGUAAGCCUAUAUUUGGGCCAAAGUAGGUUAUUAAACCAAUUUAUACUGUUAUGGAUAAUGCUACAAGCUAUUUGAUUGAAACUCACUGAGUGUACAGCAAAUAUUUCAGAUGCAGUGGGUGAAUAUGAACCGCUCCAAGAAGCAAUCUCUUUGUUCAAUACUUCAAUGGUGUGUACAUAUGGACAAUGUGGCUGCAUUGCAGGACUUGUUUUCUUGCUUAUGCAUGGAGGUGUGUUUGCAAUAAGGCUAUCAAUCUCUAAGUCUGAGUAUAAAUGUCUAUUGAUGUUCCUUCACGGCCAUUUGAAAUGUUGGAAACUUAUUCAGCUGGACUGGUGCAAUUUCCACGGGAAUGUGACUGUACAUAUGAGUUACGAAGACACAAGGGUGAAAUGCCCUAAAUAGAUUGAAUGGAUUUUGUAAGAAAUUUUAAGUCUCUAAACAUUAUAAUUAUGGAUCUGUAUGUACUAUAUUUUCCUAUGGAAUACAUUGAUAUUUUGCAAAUAAAAACAAAUUUUAAAAUCCCAA
Chiloscyllium plagiosum (whitespotted bambooshark) is the source of this 2052-nucleotide messenger RNA. RefSeq names its product E74-like factor 3 (ets domain transcription factor, epithelial-specific) (gene elf3). The record is from RefSeq and is a predicted model, not a curated record. Gene Ontology annotation, cellular component: nucleus. Lineage: Eukaryota; Metazoa; Chordata; Chondrichthyes; Orectolobiformes; Hemiscylliidae. Gene Ontology annotation, biological process: regulation of transcription by RNA polymerase II; cell differentiation. Gene Ontology annotation, molecular function: sequence-specific DNA binding; DNA-binding transcription factor activity, RNA polymerase II-specific.